AAACUCACGAAACUCACUCUCCUGGAAACCCACCCAGAACCUUUACCCUCUGACACCAUGGUCAGCUCCUGUUGUGGUUCCGUCUGCUCUGACCAGGGCUGUGGCCUGGAGACCUGCUGCCGCCCCAGCUGCUGUCAGACCACCUGCUGCAGGACCACCUGCUGCCGCCCCAGCUGCUGUGUGUCCAGCUGCUGCAGACCCCAGUGCUGCCAGUCUGUGUGCUGCCAGCCCACCUGCUGCCGUCCCAGCUGCUGUCAGACCACCUGCUGCAGGACCACCUGCUGCCGCCCUAGCUGCUGUGUAUCCAGCUGCUGCAGACCCCAGUGCUGCCAGUCUGUGUGCUGCCAGCCCACUUGCUGCCGUCCCAGCUGCUGCAUCUCCAGCUGCUGUCGCCCCAGCUGCUGUGUGUCCAGCUGCUGCAGGCCCCAGUGCUACCAGUCUGUGUGCUGCCAGCCAACCUGCUGCCGUCCCAGCUGCUGCAUCUCCAGCUGCUGCCGCCCUUCUUGCUGUGAAUCCAGCUGCUGCCGCCCGUGCUGCUGCCUGCAUCCAGUCUGUGGCCGAGUCUCCUGCCACACCACUUGCUAUCGCCCAACCUGUGUCAUUUCCACCUGCCCCCGUCCCUUGUGCUGUGCCUCCUCUUGCUGCUGAGCUCCUUUCCUGAAACUAUCUCCUCCCCUUCAGCUCACUCCUCACAGAAGCAGACCUUGUGCAUCUCAUAAACAACUCAGAAGAGGCCAUUCCCACCAACUGUGUGUCCAUAUCCUGGACAUAUAUCUAGGAUAUAUGUCCUGGCUAUACAUCUAGAAUAUAUGUUCCCCAUGUUGACCCAAGUGUGAAAUUAGAUAUUAUUUACAGAAAGAAAUUAAUAGAAUUUACCAAAUUUUAUACCUUAUAUUUGUAUUUAUGGAUACCAAGUUCUUCUGUCCCAAACAUGGAAAUUCUUGCAGGGUAACUCGGGGCAAGGAUGUCUCACUCUCAGAUUUGAAAGUCUGAUUGUUUCACCCUGUAUUUCCUUUUACAGCAAUGUUUCUGUAUCUUAUUUUUGCUGCUUCUGAAUAAAACUCCACUUUUGUCGCAUAGAAAUA
Messenger RNA from Pan troglodytes (chimpanzee), 1085 nucleotides. Its product is annotated as keratin-associated protein 4-12. Bases 58 to 648 code for a protein of 196 amino acids. Gene Ontology annotation, cellular component: keratin filament. The record is from RefSeq and is a predicted model, not a curated record. The transcript has a single exon. NCBI's taxonomy places the organism in Eukaryota, Metazoa, Chordata, Mammalia, Primates, Hominidae.